UAUUUUAUUUUCAAAAGCAGUUUUUUCAUUUCUUCUUCUUAGCAAACUGAGUUCAUGUAAAUGCUGAUCAUUAGAUUUCUUUGAAAUGGUUUAAUCGUAUGUUUCAGGCAUGGAACAGAAGAACUUAUCAACAAAAGGGGUACCGUAUCAACACUCCAAACAGUAGUUAGAUAACAAUUUUCCUUCUUAUAUUGGUCGUCAGUUUACGAUAGUUUCUAAUCAAUUUUGUUGGGAUUAUUCAAUUCUCCCUUUUCACCAGUGUGCGUUCCGUCAUUAUCCAAUGACAGUUCUUUCAUUUAACGACUAUAAAAAAGGCUUGGAAAUAAUCAAUUGUCUUUCCAUUUCGUAUAAAUUCAUGUAAAGGGCACAUUGAAAGGCACACUAAAUGAACUAAGUAACAUUAUUGGUGGAAUUCGAUGUUUUGUUUAUUUACUUACUUUCCUGCUUAUUAUAAAUGAACUGCCUGUUUGUCUGUCGAUCAUAAAAAUUCAUAUUCAGUUUCCCUGAUUGAUUAACACAAUAUUUUUGUUAACGGGUCAUUUUCUACUACUGUAAACAACGAGAAUGGCGUUGCUUUCAUUCACUAUCACCUGGUUACUGCUUUUUCAACAGAACAUAAAUGCCGAAUACUACACUGCUGUUAUUGAUAUAACGAAAGCAUGGAGGUUAAGUCAAGAACUAGUGUCCGAUCUAAAUUCUUACAUUGCCCUUGAAGAGAGACGUCUUAAUCGUAUUCGGAAAGUUGUCAAAGUGUUGGAUGCUAAUGGAUCAAUUAGUGACGCCUCGUCAACACUAAGUCAACAGAAUAAUGACCUAGAAGAAUAUUUAGGCAAUCCGAUUAAUGCUUAUCUUACAAUGAAGCGUCUUUCAUCAAGUUGGAAAUCACAAAUCAGUCAACUUGUUGACAAUGUACCAAACGGUUUUCAGAAGGGUGAUACUGAUGGGUCAGACUAUUUAAAUAUUUCUGAUGCUCAAAACACAAUCACAAUGAAUACAAUUCGAUCACGUGUUAAACAACAUACAGAUAUGCUACCUGGUGAUAAUGAUAUCAGUGGUGCAGUAGAUGCAAUUCUACGCUUACAGUCUACAUAUAAACUACCAGCUAGACAGCUUGCUUACGGUCAGUUAAUUGAUAAUCUGUCAACUCCUCAACUGAGUGCUGCUCAAUGCUUGGAAGUAGGUAGACAUGCCUAUUCACAGGGCGAUUUUGAACAAUCAGAAGAAUGGUUUCGUGUAGCCUAUGAUCGGUUAUUUGAUGAGUUAGAACAGAAAAAAGAAGUUGAUGCACAAGGAACUACCAUCGCAAGUGACGAAACUGAAGAAAAUGGAGAAACUGAACCGACAGUUGGACAAAUUUUAGACUAUCUUGCCUAUUCUCUUGGACGACAAGGAAGAUAUGCUGAAGCACUGAACGUGACACGUUUGCUAAUCGAAGAGGAACCGACAAAUACAAGAGCUAUCAAUAAUGAAGCCUUCUAUGUAGAACAAAUAGGCAGAGGUGAAGGAAGAAUAGGUCCAAAUCCUCGUUCUCAAGCUACAUCAAAGCACGAUCAAGAAACUGAGCUAUACGAAUCAUUAUGUCGUAAUGAAAAUCCCUUCCCUACAGUCCCAUCACGUCACCUAACAUGUCAAUAUUAUACUCCUCAUGCGUUUUUUAGAAUUGGUCCAAUUAAGGAGGAAACUUUAAACCCUGAUCCACGUAUUGUAAUGUGGUACGAUUUGAUUUUCCCAUCGGAGAUUGAAAAAAUCAAAGAACUGGCUACACCAAGACUUCGUAGGGCGACGGUUAAAAAUCCAGUAACUGGCAACUUAGAGGUAGCAUUUUAUAGAACCAGUAAAAGCGCUUGGCUUCCUCAUUCUAUGACUGAAAUUACUGACCAGAUAAGUCAGCGUAUACGAGCUGUUACAGGUUUGUCCCUUGAGACUGCUGAAGAUCUACAAGUCGGUAAUUAUGGGUUGGGUGGACAUUACGCUCCACAUUUUGAUUUCGGUCGAGUAAGUUCCUAAACAUUUUCAAUUUUUUGCAGACUCUAGACAUUAGCUUUUUAAGUUUCCAGUUACAGCAAUGGAAUUUUAGCUCCCCCUGUUAAAUUUCUGCUAUGUUGAUGGGUUUCGCAUUAAAAUUGUAUGUCAAGGUCAACAAUUUACUUCUAGUUACCGUAGUAAUCGUGGUCUCAAUAUCUAAGCAAUCCUUACUGUUUACGAAUUUACUAGCUUUAGUAAGCUAUUCCAAUUGUAAAUUGACUUUUAGUGUAGAUAAUUUAUGGUGAUCAUAAUGACGAAUUGAACAAGUAACGAUUCUGAUGACAAGUCUAUACGUGGAUCUAAUAGACUCUUAUAGGUUGGAUUAUAUUUCUGUAAGUCAAAUAGUCGUACACUUAAUGUUAUUGGCUAAACUGAAUACCUGAAACAUAAACAGUAGGUUUAUAAUAUAGUUGAGUCUUGUUGUAUUACGUUCUGCUUGUCUGCCUCCUUGUAAAUCACUUGUAUUGAAUCAAAUGUAUUGGGUCAUUCUUGACGAAUGCAAUCAAGUUCUAAAUUAUGAACUUCGUAAUACUGGCGUUAUAUCAGGUAGAAAGACUGUUAAGAAGUAAGUAGUUUUAGAUACCUGCUUCGUCAUGUUUUGUGACUCUUCAUUCUUUGGGACUUUUAUUAUCGUUUCUUUUGAAUUCCAUAGUUAACUUUGGUCUCUCCACUGAUUGAUUUUUUGAUGUUGUUCUUUUACUUACUGUAACGAAGUGCGUGAUUGCCACUUACCCCCCACAAAGCUUGUUUUCUCACUAAAAAAUAGAGUAGUUGUCAUGAAAUCCCAUAUUAACAUGUUCCAACAUAUAAUAACAAAUGGAAUUCACUACCAUCCCCAAAUUUUAACAUUUUUAUAAUCAAUAGAUUUCGAUCAGAAUCGGAUGUAUUAAUACAUAGUGAAUUCCAAUUUUUUUGUAUCAAAGCCAUCUUUAAAAUUCACAAAAAUAAAUUAAUUAACUAUUAGCUGAUCAGUUAGAUAAUUUAAAAAUAUCAUCUCUUUGUAGAAAGGAAAAGAAUCUUCAGAAGUAAAGCAACAUAUUACAAAAAAAUUAGAAAAGUUUGGUCUUUGUUAAGCUAAUAAUAUAAAUGGACUAGAAAUUGAAGAUAUCUAGGAUUUCAUUCUAAGGUAUUCUACAGUCAUCAUAAUCUUUUUACCUUAUUACAAUAAAUAUAUAAAGGAACUUAGUAAACUAGCAGAAUAUCCUCUUUGUUUACCGAUGAUAAAUGAAUACGAUGUAUUAUAUCUUGACGAAAACUGUUAGAAGUAUGUGCAUAGUAUGUUUACUAAUUUGCUAAAUUUUUUUUGCAGAAAAGAGAAAAAGACGCAUUCGAAGUUAAAAAUGGGAACAGAAUAGCUACAAUUAUUUUUUAUGUAAGUGUUAUUAUUUAUUAGUUAGUUCCACAGGUAACUUUACAUUUGUACUUUCAGUCGGAAUUGAACAGCCAGAAUUAUAGUUUUUAUUAAACUCCUGAAAUAAUUUCAGUUUUUUAUAUUUUAACUGGCUUGCGAUUAUCCAGAGCCAAUUUGAGUAUGGAGGUCAGGACAGUUUAUUCAACUGAAGAACUGAAGUUAGUGUGUAGACUGAAACCGUUAUACACGUUAGCUACAUAAGAAAGAAGUUAUACAAGAAAGACUUGACAAGAAAUAAUAAUGAUUAUAAUAAUGAAAAUAAAUAUUGGGAAUUUUACUGCUCUUAGGUUUUACGUUAACUGAAUCUUUUCGAUUUCUGUCAAUUUACUGCAUGUUUUCAACAUAGUACUAGGAACGUAGAUGGAUGGAGAAAACUUAGUGGAUUCUGUCACGCCGAGUAUAACUAUCUUCAUUCCUAAGACAAGGAUGAGAGGAACAGUAUCUAAUGUGAGAGUCAUAUUGAACCGGCACAUUCUGUAGCGCAAUUAAGCUACUGAUAUGAUUAAUGUACCUCCUAUGAUCCUAGAUUCUUUAAAUAGAUAGAAAGAUUACAGGAAUUAGGUAAGUUUUAUGCAAGAUGGGGACCGUUCGUUAAAUCUUAUUAUUGUUGAGCACAGGAAUUAGUAAAGGCUAAGGUCUGAAUAUGGACAAUAGGCAAUACUUCUGAAGCAAUACUAGAUCCAAUGCAACUAAAUAGAAUGAUGGCUAAUAAAAAACAAUCAUUACUACACCCGAGUAAGGAAACAGAAGACUUUGCGAAAGAGCUUUUAUGUCUCGCGUAAACACAACAAGAUAAGUAAGUAGUGUUUUGCAAGACAAAUUGACCGAUAGAAAUAGGUUCCAAUUAAAUGGGAUUCCCAUGUUUGGGACUGGCAGUGUUCAUAGAAGUUCUUCAAUGUCUAUUUAUUUGAAUAUACUGUGUGAAUAGUUUUUAAGCUAAACUCAUCAAAAUCAGGUCUACUUCUUUCACCUUACUGUAUCUUCAUUUUCAUAUUCCAAGCAAUUUUACCCUGGAUUUAUAAUUUAUAAUUAUUGUAACCGUGAAUAUCUUUGUUUAGUUUCCAUCUGUCAACAACAUAAUUACUUCUAAUUCAAAGCUUCGUUUCAUACCUCAACAAGUUUACUGAUUAUUUAGAAAAAUAAUCAGUAACAAAUAAAUACUCCUUAUCUACUGUAAAAGAACAUUUGCAUUCUAGUCCAUUGAGUGAUGUAAGAUUUACAAAUAUGUACACCACUACAAUAAGAUCAUCUUGGUAAGAUUAUCUAGAGGAACUGUGAAUCACUGAAAUAUAACACGUUAAGAUUUUUUAGGUUAUAUGAUCUUAUUGCGUAAAAAUGAGAAUCUUUUUUAUUUAUCGCAGACUGCGCUUAGUUCACAUUAAGAACAAUUUUCUGAGUGUAAGAUUUAGGUUAUGUAAGUAAAAGAUGAAGUGAAUGACUUUCACUUUGGUGCAUCUGGAAAUUAUAUCGACUUCAUUACAUGAUUUCCCAUGAAGAAAAAACCAACAUGUCGUCAAUGGAGUUCGCUGUAGAAACUGAUCCUAUCAUGUUAUUUCUGGACAUGAUUUUUGAUUGUUAGCUUUUGACAAAAUACCAACUUGUCGUCACCACAGUACUGUGAUCGACAGUAGUUGUCAAACAAAAUUAUAGGACAUAGUCUUAUGAAAUUAAAAAUUAUACCAUAUGUUAUACUAGCAUACACUGAUCAUUUCUUCAUAAACUAUAAAUUUCGAGAUAAUACCUAUGUUUUCAAGUUUCAUGUAACGAAACAGUACUUGAUACCUGGCAGCGAUUCCACUAACUAUUAGUCUAAUUCCAUUUCGUUUAUUUCUCAGUUGCUCAUUUUUGUGACCUAUCCGUUAAGCACAGGUUCAAAUUAUUUGUGUAGCGGUUAAUCAUAUUAUCCGUCUCUCCAACCUAAGGUAGGUGAAGCACAUGUUGAAACUCCGACCUAUUAUUCGAAAGUUAAGUACUUCAUCGUUCUAACGUUAAAGUUAACACCUAUGCAUUGUAGUAUGCAAAGUGUGUACGGAGUUUAAAAAAAAAACUAUUUUUUUGUAAAUGUACGUUUUAAUCGUUUAAAGAUCCCCAUCAUAUUAAAUGUACAUUUCUUAAUGUCUAUUUGGGAUGGAUAAAUUAAAAUUCAUAAACAACCACACAAUUUCACAGUUUUGAAGCACUGAAUGGCUGUUUGCAACCUGUUAGCAUCCCAUUUACUUAAGCCAACGUUCUUUAACAAUAACUUAUUCCACUUCAUCAUUGUCUCUUUUAUCAGUGUCUCUUGGUUCACUUAUUGCCUUUGUGUGUCGAUAUCUUCUAUAGUCCAUCUAUACUUUGGUGUAACACACAAUCACAUCAAACUUAUCAAUUUAUCAAAGUCUCCCACUGAGUAAGUGAAGGUGAUUUCUACUCUUUAGUUAUUAUUUACUUCUAUGUGAAUUUUCAGUGAUAAUCAUAUCUGUUAUGAUAUAGAAGUGUAUGUCCAGCCAAAACAAAAAAGAGCUGUAUAAGAACUCAUUCUGAGAUCUAACUGUCACUGGAAUGAAGAACAAUUUUUCGAUCAGUUUAUAAUUACGUGAAAAUUCUUCCUAGUUUCUUUCUUUUCCAUUUAAAAAUUUCACGAUUUCUAAAUAAUUGAUCAAGGCUUAUGUUACAUACUCAACAUGAAAUUCUGAAUGUUGAUGAUUUAAACGUCAGCUCUUUUUAUACUUCUAGUUAUCUGAUGUACAAGCAGGAGGAGCCACUGUAUUUAACCGUAUCGGUACACGUGUAGUCCCUAAAAAAGGAGCUGCUGGUUUCUGGUUUAAUCUUUUGCCUAGUGGAGAAGGUGACCUACGAACUAGACACGCUGCUUGCCCAGUUUUAGCUGGCUCGAAAUGGGUAAUGAAUCUAUGGUUUCAUGAACGCGGUCAAGAAUUUCAUAGGCCAUGUGAAUUAGAGCGUGGGGCAAUUGAAACAGAUGAUGGUUUUUAAAUAUAAUCCAGCUUUAUUCCUUUAAAAAUUAUGCAUCUACUCAAUUAUUUGUUCGUUGUUUCGUUUUAUAUUCAUUAUGUCACUACUAACUAAGCUAAGCAUUGAUGAUUUUGUUAAAUCACUUUCGAAAUGUUUAUUUUCAUUCAAAACAAUAAAUUAGCACAUUAGUGAAUACUUCAAUGUGUAAAAUAUAAUCAAUUUUAAUCGAUUUAUUUUUCUUUGCUUCCCUGCACUAAAUAAUCUGCUUACUUUCUAAAAAAGAAAUGAGCAAUCUACUGGUACAUAUGGCUUAUACAUAUGAUGACUCAUUGUUUAUUAUUAAGCAGUUGAAUUUAUAAUGGAUUUUUUUUUCAUAUUCAAAUGGUAAUUGGACGGAAUGUUAAGUUUGUUUUUUUUACCAUAAAUUGAUUUAUUAGUGUAUAUGUUUCGCAAACUGGAGUUAGUCAAUUCAUCGAAGAGGAAAAACAAAAAGAUAAGAACCAAUUAAACAAAUACCAUUUGAUUUCAGAGUAAUGACUAUCAUCGUUAAAGAAUCCUUUAUACUAUUACACUUUAAAUAUGAUAUACUUAAUAACAGCUCUGCAGGACAAUCAUUUCAUAAUUAGGUUUUGGUAUUGAAUUUGAUAAGUAAAUUUUCAUGCAUUAAUUAUUAAUAAUGAAUAUAUGGUAUCAAUAAUUACUAUUUAAUCUACCUUGUGGUGCUACAAUCAACUGAUAACGGCUAACAGAUCAUGAAAUAAACAUUUGCUGAAUACAUUACUUCGUUUAAGCCCUGAUUUUCUGCCUUAAUUUCCGGCUGUUUUUUUAAAAAAUUAACUUGACGCUAUAACAAUAGCUUGUAAAGUAUUCAGAUAAAUUACAAUUAUAUUACCUUUGUUGCCCAUUUGUUCAUUGACUUGUCGCUUAAUAAUAACCUAGAUCGCAAUGUUCAGUACGAACUAAGGUACAAUUUUUAGUUCAUUCAGAAUACACAUAACCUAGACCCUGAAUCACUCACCAAUUGAGCAUAAAACGCAUUGUACUAAUCGAGUAUUUUUGUUCAUUUGGUGGAUAAAAAGAAAAGUUUAAACUUUCACUUUCUCGAAACAGAAUUCUGUCGACUUCUUGUUUUGGAUUUUAAUCCAUUAUGAUGUGUGACAGCUAUUUUUAAAUGGAAAAUUUUAAUAAACUUUAUUUAACGACAAUAAGGAAAUGUUAGGGAUAGUGUUAAUUUACAACCUGGAAAACUUAAAAUUAAGUGAACUUGUUAAAACGACAUAAAAAUCUAACACUGCAUCACGUUAGUUCAAAUACAAAAAGAGAUGUGAAAUAAUGUAUUUAGGGUUUAAAUGAAGUCUACCAAAUAUAACCGAUUCCAAGCGUAGACAAAUCAAGAAAUUAGAAAAUCUCAAAGAGAGCAUAAAAACAGAAAACAUCACCAACAAAAACUACUUCUAAUGACCUAAGGAUGGUUCAUGAUCCUUCACACAGAACUCUUAGUACAUACCAAAUCAUUCUGUUAAAAGAAAAAUUAAACCUAAUUUUACUUAGAAAACCUCUCAGCACUCCAAAGAUCACUCCAAUCCUACAACCGAUAUACAAGAUAUUUCUGGACAAAGAGACACAUGCAUCAUAACACUUUAUCUAGUAGAUGUUAACUAAGCAUUAGUUUAAUCAUGAAAGCAAUCAAAUUAUGCUUGAGUUCAACGCGUU
Molecule: messenger RNA, 8101 nt
Organism: Schistosoma haematobium
Lineage: Eukaryota; Metazoa; Platyhelminthes; Trematoda; Strigeidida; Schistosomatidae
Product: Prolyl 4-hydroxylase, alpha polypeptide
Exons: 7
Coding region: 565-2007 (480 amino acids)
Biological process (GO): peptidyl-proline hydroxylation to 4-hydroxy-L-proline
Cellular component (GO): endoplasmic reticulum
Molecular function (GO): procollagen-proline 4-dioxygenase activity; L-ascorbic acid binding; iron ion binding
Source: RefSeq, a predicted model, not a curated record